Molecule: messenger RNA, 3629 nt
Organism: Manis javanica (Malayan pangolin)
Lineage: Eukaryota; Metazoa; Chordata; Mammalia; Pholidota; Manidae
Gene: TTI2
Product: TELO2 interacting protein 2
Cellular component (GO): cytosol; TTT Hsp90 cochaperone complex; nucleus
Source: RefSeq, a predicted model, not a curated record
CUCAAGUUCAAUUGCUUUACGAUAGUACGUCGUGAAAUGAGGCGGCUUGGCCGCAGUAUUGGCGGAAGCUAGCCUUGUGCUUUGCGGCAAUGGCGUGAGCUUUUUUCGGGGCUGCAGGUACCAGUGGUCGUGUUUGUGUCAGGCUUUAGGGGUUUCUUAAACUCUAAGUUUUUGUGGAGUUUUUUUCUUUUUUUCUUUUUGUCUUGACCCUGCGGAAAGGCAAGUGUAAUUUCUCCACGUCGCUGUUGGAAGUCAGAGAUUUUUCUCCCAGAGAGGCGCCUUUCUUUUUCCUGUGUCUUUUCCACACAUUUUACUCUUAUCCCGUUAGACCCUCCCCACCAGCCCCUCGCAAAACGACUCGUCAUCUUAUUUGGUUUUACUUCUAUGCUUUGGGCGAAUUCCAGCCUCGAGGUGAUCACUCCUUCCCUCUUUAGCGGAUCCCCGCCCACCUCCAUCUUCGUCCUCUGGGGGAGAGCAGUCCCUCGCGGCCAGUCUGAGGAAUGCGGCGUAGCAGCUCUCGGCAGGACUCCUUGCCUGAAGAGUGGCCUUCCUCCGCCCUCGGACAGGCUUUCUCCCAGAUUUUACACCGUUUUACCAGCCAGGAGUCCCUACGGGACAAGGAAAGAAAUGCAGCUCUUCGGGACCUCAGCGCUCUAAUGGAAGGCACAGACUGUGAUAGAUUAUUUGAGGGGAGUGGCACAUCGCUCCGCGGAAUGCCAGAGAUGCUGGGGCAAGUGGUUAAAGCCCUGGAGAAAUAUGCAGCCCCACCCAAGGAACAGGAAGGUAAAAGUGCUGGUUACUCUGAAGUGGCCGAGAAAGCGGCAGCUGUUGGGUUACUAUUUCUUAAGCUACUGAGGAAAGUUGAGGCGGCCAAGAAUUUGGUUUACCCUGCAUGGAAGACAAGCCUACGUCGCUUGGCAGGGCCCGUCUAUAUCUUUGCCAUCACACACAGCUUGGAGCAGCCAUGGACCAGCCCAAGAUCUCAGGACGUUGCUGGAGAUGUGCUUGCCUUACUCCUUCAAGUUACUGAGUGUAGUUCUGUGGCGGGGUUUCUACACGGAGAAAAUGAAGAUGAGAAAGGGAGAUUUAUUGUGAUAAUGGAGCUUCUCAAACCGGAUUUGAAUAAGGAAUCCUGGAAGAAUAACCCUGCCACCAAACAUGUUUUCUCACGGACUCUGCAACAGGUCACUCGACCCUGGCUGAACCAGCAUUUGGAAAGAGUGCUUCCUCCAUCAUUGCUCAUCUCAGAUGACUAUCAAACUCAGAACAAAAUCCUGGGUGUACACUGCCUCCACCACAUUGUGCUGAAUGUGCCAGCUGCUGAUUUGCUCCAGUAUAACAGGGCUCAGGUCGUAUACCAUGCCCUUUUCAACCACCUGUACACACCAGAGCACAACCUCAUUCAGGCUGUACUCCUCUGUCUGCUGGAUUUAUUCCCAGUCCUGGAGAAAGCUCUGCACUGGAAGGGUGAUGUGGCUCAACCCCGCACACGCUGUGAUGAGACACUGCAGCUGAUCCUGACCCACAUGGAGCCAGAACACCGCCUCCUCUUACGCAGGACCUAUGCGAGAAACCUGCCAGCUUUUGUGAGGAGGUUGGGCAUCCUAAGUGUCCGGCACUUGAAGAGACUGGAGCGAGUCAUCAUUGGUUAUCUGGAGGUUUAUGAUGGACCAGAGGAGGAGGCUAGACUACAGAUACUGGAGACCCUAAAACUUCUCAUGCAGUAUACCUGGCCCAGAGUUCCCUGUAGGCUUGUGGUUUUAUUGAAGGCUCUCUUGAAACUGAUAUGUGAUGUAGCAAGGGAUCCAAGCCUUACACCUGAGCCUGUUAAGAGCGCCUUGUUAGAGGCGGCCACGGAAUGCCUCAUUCUCCUGGAUCACUGCUCUCAAGGACAGGUGAAGGAUCUCCUGGCCAAAAUUUCCCAAAGCUGUGAAGAUAGCAAGGUUUUGAACUGUAUCAGGAAAGUGCAGCAGGUUUCUGAAGGUGCUCCCUACGAUGGAACUUAAAGACAUUUUCUUUCCACUCAGGGCCUUGUCAAAGGCAUGAAUGGGGAAGUUGUAGAUGUCGCCAUACUGAAGAACAUAAACACAGACUGGCUUUUACUACAUCUGGAUCUUAUACUUAAAGUCUGCUGUUCAAUAAGCAUAUUAUUUUCCUCAGUGUUAAGGAAGAAUACUUUGAUGAGUAAUAUUUCUAUACUACUUUUUCAAGCCUAGAGGUGGCAAUGUCUUUAAAAAGUCCAUUUUGACAUUUAAAUAAUUUAGAGGCUAAUAUCAAACAGGUAAGUCCUAUAAGGGAAGGAAAUGGAUUAUCUAAAAUUUUUAUAGUCUGUAAAAUCCUUGAAUGGAACAAAUUAAUUUUGCUGACAAAGGGUGAAUAGUAAGGAAAGUAAAUUUUAUUCAUGUUAUCUUUGUAAAUGACACUGAUUUUUUUAAAAAGAAAAAAUUUUAAAGACCUUUUGAAGACUAGGGUAAUAUACAGGAGGAUCAAAACUGUGUGGCUUCUGUACAGAGAUCUGGAACUGCUGCAUUUGGAAACAGGCAUUGAGAAUAAUGGAAAAAGAGAAAGGUCUCUUACUGAACAGAGUACCAAGAGUAACCAAAGUAUUUCAUGUGCUUGCUUCAAAGGGGUAAAGUGAGGAAGCCAGGGCCUGCUUGAUAUUUAUUUAUUCUAGGAAUAAAACCAAAGUGAAGAUCUUUCUAGUAUCUCUGAAAAUAAAACACAUUUCCCAUUGUUUCCUAGCAUGAUGUUACCACCUAAAAAUAACUUUAUACCCCAAAGUUCCUAGCUUUCUCACCGUGUCUUGUUUCAGUCUCUCCAGCAAUUCCUUUUCAAUGGCAUUGUCCAGCUGAGCAGCUAUCAGUGCCUUUUCCUAAAUGAGAAAAAGAGUAAACCCAUAUACUUCAUUAGUACUCAUUUUUCAGUACAGACGUGGGUGAAGCUAUCAAGUUUUUACGAGGAAGACAUAAUCACUUUUUCCCUCCUGCUAUUAUUGGCACUUUAGCAACCAGAUAUAUUUCUUCUUUCCCUCUCAGAACUGGGGAACUUUUUAAUUUAAAAAAUUAUUAGGGUUUUAUAAGUAGCAUUCUAAACAACUAGAUUCUAACAAAGCCUUUGAUAGAAAUAAAAACCAUGUAGGUCUAUGUACAUUUAAGUGUCUCAGAAAAUGAGCAAUCGUGAAGCAGUCUUUGUGAAAGCUGAGAAGUGGAAACAGAUGAGACCUUAACUCUUUUACAUUUUCUAAAACCCUGUUAUAUUCCAUGUGAUAGAUUGAAAAGUAGAUAAAAAAACAUAAAAUUCUUAACCUCAAUGUAGUCUAAGACUGUACAUUAAUGUGAUAGUGAAGGUCAGUACAUUAAUGUGAUAGUGAAGGUCAUAAAGGAUUUUGAAAAGUUACUGAACUAUGUGAGAAUAUCAAGUGUGCUUGGUAAAUUACAGUGCAGGAAGACUGGGGCCAUGUGGACCAGUUAAAAGGUUACUGUGAUGGUUUACACUGUCCUCUAACCUGGGUGCUUAUACCUCAAGGGUGAUCCACUGAGAUGUAAGAAGAAAAUACUCAAAACUUCUGUGUAUAUAAACUUGUAUGUAUCUUAAAGAAAAGCAUUAAAAAUAUCUUCUAUGCAUAACAA